CUGUGGCUUGUUCUUUACAUUGUUGACAAGAAGGGACAUAAAGGACAUUGCGUUCAGUGGGGUUCUUUAGUGAACACGAGAGUAUUAGGAGGAGAACCAUGAUGCAGAGAUGUGCUUUAUGGAUGCUGUUGGUUGUGGAUUUUUUGGCAGUGACCCAUGCAGCACCGACCAUCGCCCCGACAAUUUCACCAGAAGAAAAUGAAAUAGCUGAGAAUUAUCUUUCUCAGUAUUACGAUGAUGUCGGAACGAGAAACUCUACAAGGAGAAGGCUUAUUAAGACCAACUUCAUCCAAAAUCUGGAAUCCAUGCAGGCUUUCUUUGGCUUGGAGGUGACGGGGGUGUUGAAUAACGAGACUAUGGAAGCCAUGAAAGCUCCCAGGUGUGGUGUGUCAGACAUCAGUCGCUAUGGGCAUUUUGCUGGGAGACCCAAAUGGAACAAGAGGCUGAUAACAUACAGGAUCACUCAGUACACUUCAGAUCUGAGCCAGAGACAGGUGGAUGAGACUAUUCGUCAAGCCUUCAAACUUUACAGUGACGUCAUCCCACUGGAUUUCAAGCAGGUCUACAGUGGAACUGCGGACAUCAUGAUCCUUUUUAAGGGUGGAUAUCAUGGGGACUUUUUUCCUUUUGAUGGACCGGGUGGAGUUUUGGCUCAUGCAAACUCUCCCGGGAGGGAUCAGGGAGGGGACACACACUUUGAUGACGAUGAGCAGUGGACACUCACACAAAGAGGUGUGAAUUUGUUGCUGGUGGCAGCACACGAGUUUGGCCACGCUUUAGGAUUGGACCAUUCCAGAGACAGACGUGCACUUAUGUUCCCCACUUACAAAUAUGUCAACACAAACGGUUACAAGCUGCCAGAUGAUGACAGGCUAGGAGUCCAGGCACUUUACGGUAGCCGCACACAGCAGCCAACAAAAGCCCCUAAACCCAAUCCACCACCUGAACCAGAGCCAGAAGAUCCAACAGAAGACCCAGAUGACCCUCUUCCAAACCCUCGUGAUGAGCAAUGCAACAGCAAUUUAGUGUUUGAUGCUGCUUCAUCCAUCAGGGGAGACUUGUACUUCUUCAAAAACGGAUACUACUGGAGGAAGAGUACCAUGUUCCAAGGAAUCCGUUUCACUAAAGUGAACACAAAAUGGUCACAGAUUAAUACUGUUGAUGCCGCAUAUGAGGUCCCAAACAAAGAUGCUUUUUAUCUCUUUGAAGGUAAUCAGUUGUGGGGCAUUAGGGCCUUUGCAAAAACAAUUCUACCAGGCUAUCCAAAGUCACUGACUAGCCUCGGCCUGCCGUCCUCCGUCAGUAAAGUGGAUGCAGCCGUCUAUGUGGCAACGACCCGAAAAACAUUGCUUUUUGUGAACAAACAGUAUUGGAGCUAUGAUGAGACAAGGAACCGAAUGGAUACUGGAUAUCCAAGAUCCAUUUCCAAUGACUUCCCUGGUGUUGGUUCCAAGGUUGAUGCAGUUUUUGAGAAUUUUGGCUACCUUUAUUUCUCAGUUGGCCCAAGACAGAUGGAAUACUACCUGCCAUAUCGGCGUGUGUUAAGAGUGCUGCUAAACUAUGGUUGGCUCAAUUGUUACUAAGUAUGAGAGCGCAGUACAUACAGCACUUACUUCACAAUUUAUUGCAUAAUAAUUACACAAUAAAUAGUCUCCCUCUUGA
Molecule: messenger RNA, 1662 nt
Organism: Corythoichthys intestinalis (scribbled pipefish)
Lineage: Eukaryota; Metazoa; Chordata; Actinopteri; Syngnathiformes; Syngnathidae
Product: stromelysin-1-like
Exons: 11
Coding region: 99-1583 (494 amino acids)
Biological process (GO): extracellular matrix organization; collagen catabolic process; proteolysis
Cellular component (GO): extracellular matrix
Molecular function (GO): zinc ion binding; metalloendopeptidase activity
Source: RefSeq, a predicted model, not a curated record